Molecule: messenger RNA, 4608 nt
Organism: Phytophthora infestans T30-4
Lineage: Eukaryota; Oomycota; Peronosporomycetes; Peronosporales; Peronosporaceae
Product: Voltage-gated Ion Channel (VIC) Superfamily
Exons: 6
Coding region: 1-4608 (1535 amino acids)
Biological process (GO): transmembrane transport; monoatomic ion transport
Cellular component (GO): membrane
Molecular function (GO): protein-containing complex binding; monoatomic ion channel activity
Source: RefSeq, a predicted model, not a curated record
AUGCCUCCGCGAGCCUCAAUUAUCCCGAGUUUAUCUCAACGCUUUACCCGUGCAAUUCAAGUGCUGCCCAAGUCAACUGAAGGCGGACGUGAUCAGCAUCGAACGCGAGCUGGCAGACGGAGAUUGAGGCGACAAUUCUUGGUUGUUCUCGUUGAACGAUUCAAAACGUGGCUUGUGGCUUGGAAAAGGUGUGUACCUUUGCGUGUGGGGUUCUUGUUUGAUCCUUGGCAAGAGGCUGUGGGUCUCAAUGUCUGGAAGCCUGGGAUUAUCAUAUUCACCAUUGCGGACGUGACUGGGAGUUUUUUGCGCGUUUGGAGCUCGCGUGUGCAUUUAUCUGUAGGCAUACGACUCCUGCUCAAGCUCAAAAUGAGUCAGUCCGAGCUAGCCUCCCCACGAAAAGAGGAUGGAGAAGAUGACGAAGAAGAAAUCAAAACAAAUGCCAACAGCAAUCGCAGUAUUCGAAGCACCACGAGCAGUGGGGAGGGGAGAAUCCUUCCUGAUGGAUGGAUAGCGUGGCUGGUGCUGGUGUCAUACUACAUCCCCUGGGAGCUUCUGGUGCUCGUCAUCUUACGUGGCCAACGCAUCAACAUCCUUCACGUGUUUGGACUGUUUCGUCUUCUUGCAACCCACAACCGAAUCGACUCUCAACUUGCUGCAACGAUAGGCGGCAUCCCGCAGAAACUAUCGUCGGGAACAGUAGCAAACUUGCUCGUUCUCUUCGUUUAUGGCGUAUUUUUUUGCCAUGUAACAGCGUGCGGGUACAUGCUGGUAGCACACUGGGAAUGUGGAUUGGAAUUCAGGGGGUGCGCCUCGACUGGUUGCUGGGUGCUUCGAGAUCAUCUUGAGAGUGGCUCAUAUUUCCGACAGUACGUUCGAUCGCUAUAUUGGGCCUGCAAGACUGUGGUAACGCUGGGUCAGGGGGACCUUAUCCCAGUCACAUUAGUUGAAACUGGUUAUCGGAUUGUGGUUCAAUUCUUUGCUGGCCUUUGGGUCACCGCCAUUCUGACAGCAUACACUUUUUUCUUCGCCCACAAAGAUGCAAAUCUGACUAGCAACACUAGCACUCGUCUUGAUCAAGCAUUGCAGUUUCUAAUGGCUCGAAAGGCCCCAGCCCAACUAGUGACUUCAGUGGACACUUACUUCCAGUACAUGCAGCGCACCCGCAAUGGCGUUGAAGAAGAACUCAUCCUAGCAGCUUUGCCGCCCCAUUAUCGAACACAAUGCUCACACUACGUGCGCUACAAAGCCAUCGCACCGCUGACGAUUUUUCAACGACGGAAAGGUGCUUUCCUCCGCACUGUGAUGGAGGCGUUAGUGCGAGAUGUGUACACUCCAGGCCAAACACUGCUGCAACCUGGAGACACAGACGAGAUGUUUAUCAUGGCGUGUGGUGAAGUACGAUUGAUUGAUGUGCGUGGAGCAGCAACUUUCUGUGAAGUUUGGUAUCUGCCGACAAAAGCGUUUAAGGCUGCGUUGACAAAGCAUUUUACCAAGCUAGUGUACGCUUCGCUGUUACUACAGCAGUUUGGCACCAAGCCAGCGACGCGCCAUGGCGAUGUGGCGUCAAUGAAGACACAAGCACGCCAGUCCAAAGUCUUAGGCCACGGAAGUUUACUGUUGCAGGCUGUCGAGGCUCGAAGACUGCGUGGCGCCGCUGCUGCAAUUGCCGCUGACUCUGCCAGCUUAAACCCUGAUCGUACAUUAUCCAGCACUGUCGCACAGUUACUUGUCGCUAAAACUGCUGCGUGGCGGAUGCCCAACUCAAAGUUUCGACAGCAAUGGGCUCUGACAGAGUGUAUUUUCAUGAUGUAUCUACUCGCCGAGGUACCGUAUCAUCUCGCUUUCCAACGUGGCUUUGGACUUUUAAAUGGCGUCGCGGGGGUGCAAAGUGACGGAACGACACCUCGGAGUGUUCAAGUGGCAACGUUUCUGCUUUCUUUGAUUGUGGAGACUUUUUUUUGCGUGGACAUCAUGCUGAGAGCCCUUUACUUUGUUAAGCCAUUUCCUGGAGUCGAACUGGAUGAUGAAUUUCUAGGAACUUCCACCCACAAACUGGAACCCGAUGCAGCUCUCGGGUCGCCAAAAUUUUCACUAGCCACGCGCCGGUCACAGAUCUUCCAGCUCUAUCUGCAGCACGAGAGUCUCAUGCUGGAGAUUGUCGCUCUUGCGCCUGCUGCUUUAAUCUGGGAUAUUUUACCAAAAGAGGUGUUUAGUCGACGUAGCAUUCACCUGUUCAGGUGUUUGCGACUCUUACGAUUAUUUCGAGUACGAAAGCUACGCGGUAAACUUCAUGGAGUUUUAGCAGGCCGUGGCUAUGGCUCAGCACUUCGACUUUUGGCAGAAAUUGUGGUGUUCUGCUCGGCAGCAUCUCACACAGCCGCGUGCAUUUUCUUUGCUAUAGCGGACAGAACAUCUUUCGAGGGUGGGUUGCCAGUCAACGGCGUGGCAACGAGGUCCCUUUCACCUUCUACGUGUUUGGAGGAUGCAAGCCGCUUCGAUAACUGCACGUGGUACAUGUUCGAUCGUAGUACGUUCGAGUUGGAUGCCCCAUACUUGCGCUCAAUGCUUUGGAGUAUUGUCGUGUUGUCUACUGUCGGAUUUGGGGAUAUCGUGGCGUUUUCAACGCGAGAAUGCAUUGUAGAUGCACUCUGGAUCUUCUUUGACGCAAAUAUCUGCUACAUCACGAGCUGCGCGCUGUCGAGUGUUUUAGCGCAGGUUAACGUGUUGAGUACAAUCCGUCACGACCGCAUCGAGGGGAUCAAUGUGCUAUUGAUGAGUCCUAGUAUGGCGUCUGUGUCGGAUGCUACGAAACGCACUGUCCGAAGUUAUUAUGAGGCAAAGUGGAAACUCAACGGAAGCGCUGUGGGCGAUCUGGAACUGCUCGAGUACCUUCCUCGCUCAUUGCGUCGUGCAAUAACCUCGCAAUUAUAUGCUCCAGAUUUGCGCCGCUGCGCUCUUUUUGUCGAAGAAUCUUUAUUCAUGCAACAACUAGCGCUGACCAUCACGUGUGAACAUUUUUUGCGAAAUGUGACAGUUAUUAAAGAAGGCCUUUUGGCCACCGAGUUUUUUGUGAUCCUUAGUGGCGAACUUGAGUGCCUUCUGCCCCCAGUUCCUCUUGAAGAUAUUAUGACUCCAAGUUACAAAUUGGUAUCCGCAAGUCGCAUGGCUAGGAAGUCGAUUCACCUUGCGGCUACCGCAGCUUUGAGACGAACACGUGACAGCGCUCGAAUGGCCAGAGAUUUCACAACUUCGACACUGCAGGGCAAUCGGUUAAAAGACGGGGUGACGGCUGUAAGACCCUUUAUCCGACCGCGGUUUCCGGCCGUAGGUGAAGAAGGUCCCACCGCACGAUCUCGCUCUUCCGCUACAUCGCGUUCCUCCGUCAUUUCUUCGCAUUCUAUGCUGAAGGCUCAGCUCUGUGAGACGCCAAGUGAGCGCCAUCCCAAACUUUUUCGCUUCGGUAGUUUCAAAAGUGCAUUGAAAGACCCCACUGCUACUGAUGCAGCCCCCGUGCCAAUCUCUGUGCUAGGGACCCACGACUACUUUGGAGAGGAAAGUUUAGCUGAUACUGCUAAAGUCUACGAGGUCACAAUUCGUGUCGUGUCAAGUGCACGGGUAGCAGUGAUUCGACGUCGUGACUUCUUGGCUUUAUCGUCACGUUUCCCUCAUUAUGUUGCCAGACUUCGAAGCCGAAAAGCUGAACUGCGAGAGAAAACUCGGAACUUGGUGCGAGCCCAUCGUGCUAAUUUUCAGGGUCAAAGUAACAAGAAAAUUGGACGUGUACUGGGGACUUGUACGUCACUUUAUGUGGACAGCAGCAAGUCUAAACUCGAGAAACGCGGCGCGCAUGUCCUGGAUCCAACCAAAACGUUUGCUCGCUGGUGGCACCGCUGUAUUGGGUUAAUCCUUGUGUACAAUUUCUACGUCAUCGUGUUUCGAUUGGCAUUCCUCCCGUAUCCUGACGCUAUGACAAUGGUGUGGUUCACUGGAAUCGACUAUGUACUUGAUGCACUGCUUUAUGCUGACGUGCUCCUUAAAUUUGGACAUUUGGGUUUCCUUGAGUUUGGUGAACCUAUUCUAGAUCCUCAGUCAAUCAAACAGCACUACCGAGCUAGUGGUCGUUUGUAUCAAGAUUGUCUGGGGAUGAUUCCUCUUUACUAUCGUGGCGACACGUUUGGUAUGACUGCUGCUCGAUUGCCACGCCUUUUACGGUGUCUUCAGCUUGGAGAACUGCUUCAGGAAGUCCAUACGGAAAUCCAAGAGCGAUUCUUACGUGGCAAUGCGGUGCUGUUGAGCGUCUUCGACUUGGUCAAGUUUUUCCUGAUCUUUGUGUCGACCGCCCACUACAUUGCCAGUUUGUAUUACCUUCUAGGCUGGACACAACUCGAAACAGGAUUAGUGACAACGAGUUGGAUCUCCGUGGACCUGGUGCUAAGGCAAAACCCCAAUAGCGCGAUGGUACAUUACAUGCGCUCAAUGUACUGUUUACAGCUGAUUGCUUCGGUGAUAUUCUGGCUAGAAACUUCCUCGAGUCCUGUUACGAAUUGUUCACGUGUGUACUUGGGUGGGUUUUCAUCGGCCAGGUUAUUGGUCGUAUUAACGCGUUGA